AUGUUUCACGAUGGGUUGGCGGUUAGUGAGGUUUUACUCAUACAGUUUGGAUUGUCUGAUGCAAUGUGCUCACUUCCGGGUAGCAGCUCAUCAGAUGGGACACAAGUCAGCAUUCAUAAAUGGUACUUUACUAAAGAGGAGGCUGCAAACACUGCCAGCAUCCGUGAACAUGGAUUUAGUCCAGAAAAAGAGUUGACGUAUAGGCAGCAAGCAACUCGCUUCAUACAAGUAAUGGUAGAUCAAUUGAACCAUAAUGUACGAGAUCAACGAGGAAAGAUAUCCCAGUUGUGUAUGUGUGCUGCCAUAAUGCACAUGCACCGAUUCUUCUGCUUCCAUUCCUUCAAGUUCUUUGAUUACAGGGAUAUUGCGGCUGCUUGUUUGUUCCUUGCUGGGAAAAGCGAAGAGUGUCCGAGGAAGCUUGACCAUAUUGUUCGUGUUUGGUGGGCCAAAAAGUUUGAACGUCAUCCCACGAUCCCUUCGAGUAAUCACCACAUCGAGGCAGCGCAGCUCAUUGUGCAAUUGGAAAAUGUCAUCCUUCAAACAAUAGCAUUUGAUCUGAAGGUCGAGAUGCCACAUCCAUUCGUUCUGGCUGCAAUGCACGAGAUUGCCAAUAAUAACAAGAAACUCACUGAGUGCGCAUACUUUUUCGCCACCGAUGUUCUGUGCGUGACAAAUUGGGCAAUCCGAUACAACGCGAGUGCGAUAGCAUGUGUUUGUGUACACCUCGUGUGCGUAUACGCUGGAUACGAGAUUCCUCCUCCCGCUCCCGGUGAGAAAGCGUGGUUUGAAAAGCUCGAUCCAUACAUGACACAGGAUCUUCUCAAUGAGAUGUCCCUAGAAUUUGCUAGCAUUUACAAGUCGUGCAGAGAAUGGUUAGCACUCACGCGCUUUGUGGCCAAAGGAAUCGUGAAACCGUCGACACCUAGUCCAAAUCCGGCAAGAAGUCCGGCAGAAGAGAAGGAGAUACUUCCUCCGCCUCCCCCACCUCCUACUUUCCACAAAAAAGUGGAUUUAUCAGAGUACAAGGAGCGAACGAAGUCCUUAGGACCAAGUAGUGAUCGCUCAUCUGCAGAACGAGCACCACCUCGGCGCAGUUUUAUUCCGGACACUUCCCAGGCUAGGCCAGAUCUAUCUAUGCCCACGCUUGCUCUGCCCGGCCAAGAACCAGUUGCUCCAUCGCCAUUGGCUGCACAACCGUACGAAAACGGCCACAAAUCUAGAGAGGAGCAUAGCCGGAGAGAAGAAGAACGAAGAAGGGAGAAAGAACGUCGUCGACGAGAGGAGCGGGAAAGACAUGGCCACGCUGAGAGACCAGAGGAGAGGGAAAGACGAAAAGACGAGGAGCGUCGGAAAAGAGAGCAUGAUCGGAUUUCCGGUGGUAGUGGCCCACAUCCACCACUCGAGAAAAGAUCUCGCCAUGAGCCGCCAUCGUCAUCGUUCACACAGUCUUCCAUGGGUUCUUCAAGUGUGGGAAGUGGAUCAAAACCGCCGAGACCUAUGUCGCAGGUGCAAGUUACACACCAUUCCACAUCUCAUUCCCACGUUCCCAAUAGUGCGAACGGGUCGCAUUCUCGAAGAGAAAACGAUGUCAUAAAGAGUUCAUCUCAAUAUUGUCGUGCAAUGGAGCCGCCGCGAGCGCUCUCACCACCUCCUUUACCACCGUCUGUUUUGCCGCCGCCUCCUCCACCUCCUGCAGCAAUCGCUGAAUUAGAGGACGGUGAAUUAGAGUGA
This is a messenger RNA of Necator americanus (New World hookworm), 1731 nucleotides long. RefSeq lists its product as uncharacterized. Gene Ontology annotation, molecular function: cyclin-dependent protein serine/threonine kinase activator activity. The coding region runs from base 1 to 1731 and encodes 576 amino acids. NCBI's taxonomy places the organism in Eukaryota, Metazoa, Nematoda, Chromadorea, Rhabditida, Ancylostomatidae. Gene Ontology annotation, biological process: regulation of transcription by RNA polymerase II; positive regulation of DNA-templated transcription, elongation. Gene Ontology annotation, cellular component: cyclin/CDK positive transcription elongation factor complex; nucleus. The record is from RefSeq and is a predicted model, not a curated record. The transcript has 15 exons.